AGUGUUGUGUACAUUGAAGUCAAUAACAAGUUAGUAUUUAUGAGCUCCUCCCAUUAAAAUGAAAUGGAAAUAAAAUAGAAAGGUGUGAAAAUACUACAUUUUUGUUAUAACUUGAACCGUUCUUUGGCUGCAACAGAUCAAAACUUCUUGUGAUUCAAAUUCUGUCUGUCCAUUGAUAUUUGGUAUAGUUUCAAGGUCGGAAAGAUGAUACGAGUUUUCGAAAGUCCCGCUGCGUUUUGCGUCCUUCUUGGAGUGACUGUCUUCAUCUACACCGGAUGCAUAGGCUCCUACAGUACGGGAACCAUCACGACCCUCCAGCGGCAGUUCCUGUUCAAAAGCUCCGAAAUCGGCGUUCUCCUCGCCGUCAACGAUGUCGUCUCGAUGGUCACAGUGACGCUGACGGCAUACCUCGGAGCCAGUCGACAUCGUCCACGGAUCAUUGGAUGGUUCACCCUUCUAUUCGCCGUGGGAUGCGUCAUUACAACCAUACCGCAAUGGGUGGAAGAGAGUGCCUUCCAGAAUGCCACAUCCAGUUCCAAUUCGACCAACGAUUUAAUGUGUGAUGUUACUAGGGUUCCAGAAGAUAAAUGUUCAGCAAAAGAGAAAGAAGAAGCCGGAGCUCAGCAUCUAAAGGCCCUUUGGUUGUACCUCGGUCAAGCGAUAUUUGGUCUAGCAUCAUCGGGCUACCUUUCCCUAGGAAUAAGUUAUAUGGAUGAUGGCGUCCCGAGGAGAAAGGCACCCUUAUAUAUCGCGGCCAUUUUCGUCGUGACAUCUUUGGGAGCCUUCAUCGCUUUUGGUCUAAGUGCCUUCAGCCUGUCGUUCCAUACGGAUUUCUAUAAGAUCAACGUUGAUGAACUCGGCUACGAUGAUGGAGAUCCAAGGUGGAUCGGGGCAUGGUGGCUCGGCUAUCUCGUCUAUGCCGGGCUUUUCGUCAUUCUUGCCUUACCGUUCUUCUUCUUUCCCAAGGAGUGGCCACACCUAUCACAAGAUAAUGAAAUUGAACUCCAAACUGAACCCAGGUCAGGGGAUGCAGUCCCUGGUGGCGGCGUUGAAGAAUGCACCGUCGUCAAAAACGGGGUCGAUGGAUUGGGUUCUCAGAUCAACGGGCUUACCAAGAAGGGGAAAGGUUAUAAGAAGUUCGAAAACGAAAGUACUGAUGCUCCUAAGCAGACACCUGACGAGAAGGGCAAUCGUGGCGACGAAAACGAGCCGAGUCUUUUCAGUUUUUCUUCCAUCACAGGUUAUCUCUAUGCCCUCCGACGCAUCCUUACAAACUUUACAUUCAUGGCCAUCGUUAUGGGAUCAACAAGUGCUGCUGCUAACUUCAGUGGAUACUAUACUUUUAUUGGUCGUUACCUUCAGACCGAGUAUGAUAUUACUCCCGCAGAUGUAUCCAUAAUAUUAUCUGGCGUGUCGACACCAACGUCAGCAGUUGGCAUAAUACUUUCGGGCGUGUUGAUAAACAGAAUGGACAUGAAAGAGAGAGGGUUAUUGAACUUUGCUGCACUCGGAAAGACCAUUGGGAUCAUUUUCAUUGCCGGAAAUUUUGCCCUUUUCUGCAGCAAGACUCUAGUGGCAGGUGUGACCGCGCCAUACCCCGGUAGCGAUGCGAUCACUUUGGAGCCAGCACCAACUUGUAUGGCUAAUUGUGAGUGUGAGAAAGGUGUUUAUACUCCAGUUUGUGGAUCUGACGGUCUUACCUACGUCACACCUUGUCACGCUGGCUGCACCGGGAUUCGUGAGAAUGAUGAAGGGGAGACGGUCUACACGAAUUGUACCUGCGUUUCUCCAACCUCUACCGCAAGCUCUCUUUUUGAAGAACCCUUGACGGCCGUGAAAAACCAGUGUCCAAGAUCAUGUCGCGCCAAGAUCAUCACUUUCAUCUGUCUGUAUUGUGUGUUCUCAGCAGCCCAGUCCUCAAUGGGUAAUUCCGUCGUGAACGCCAAAUUAAGGGUCGUUGAGAAUAGGGACAAAGCCUUGGCUUUGGCUCUUGGAAGCUUCUUCAAUAAAGUUUUAGCCUUUAUCCCAGCUCCUAUCUAUUACGGCCUGGCAAUACAGUCAACAUGUGCAAUGUUCCAGGAAUCCUGCGGAGUGACUGGGAAUUGUCUCAUCUACGAUACCGAUCACUUUGCAAUGCAUUUCUGGAGUUUAUUCUGUGGCCUGAGCACCACCAUCAUUUUGUGCUACUUGGUUGCGUCGUAUUCUCUUCGCCGGAACGAGAAGGGAGAAUACACCCCCCUUCAGUUGUGUAGUGCCCCGCCUGAGCAGAGUGAGAAAGAAGAAAUCAAAUGAACAUCUGAAUGGAAUGGAUUGGUUGAGAUGACUUUUCCAAAAACAUAUAUCAUCACAUAUAUUUUUAAUAUACAUGUUACAGAAUUCUUAUUUUGUUAUCACAAUAACCAGCUAUGUGAUAUCAAGCUCAAGAAUAAAUAUGACCAGCCAGCCCCAAAACAACAAUAAGUCGCCCAAAAUGAAUUUUGAGAUUUUUUUAAUUGAGUUUGAACAAGCACAUCAUAAGCUUUAAAAUGCUAUAUGAUUUGCCAAACUUGAUCAAAAAUAUCUCGCUCAAAUACUUGAUUAAACGCAGAGAUGACAAAGCAAGAGCUUCAGAAAAUAAGGAGAAAACAUUCAAAGUUUGUGUUUACUCAAGCAUGAGAUGUGCAUACUGCAAUUUCAAUGAAACUUCCAAGAAGUCCUCAAAAAAUUGUGCCAAAGAAACUCUUGUAUCUUGUUUUUUAAUCACUUGACAACUCAAAAUUUUCACAGUAUAAACAUGACGAAAUACUUCUUCAGACAAGUUAAGAUUUGAAUUUUGGCUUUUUGAAGACCAAUUUACAAUUUUGGCUAUAGUAUUAACAGACGACCUUCCCUGGCGACUUCUAACAUAAUGUACAUACAAAUGAAUACAUAAAAAUGUAAUCAAACUCUGUAAGAAGGUCGAGAUCUUGGGAGAAAUGAAAUGAAUGCUGGAAGUUCUUUAUCAAAUUUAGAUUUUUUGUUGUACAAAAUUGAUUUUUCAUAUUUUUCUUAAAACAUAUUGAAUUUGUAGUAUUUGAUUUCACCAACAUUUAGCUGAUGCACUGUUUGUUUAAAUAUUUUCCAUUGGAAAAUGUGACAGGCCUUACUGCUAAGGUUGGAAGGCAAUAACACCCCAACAACAUGGUGACUUGAAUCAAUGUAUUAUUAAUUCAAAUGAGCAUAGCACUGAAAAAUCCUCAUCAAAGUAGGAUGUAAAUUAAAAAAGUUAUUUUCUUAUACAAUUUCAGUGAAUUUCACAAUACUGGUGAACACAUUAUCUGGACAGUAUCCAAAUUACGAAACUGAUAUCAUAUACUCAGAAUUUCCUUUGUAUUCUAAUAUAUUGAAAUGCAAAAUAUUGAACUGUUUCCCUUCAACAAUUCCACCUUUAAAAUGUAGAAUUACAUUAAAAAAUAUUACAUUUCUUAUUAUUGUUAUGAUUCAAAUCAGAAUUUCUGUAUCAUUUAAUCUAAAAAAGAAACAAAGAAUAUUUUAUAACUUGAAAUACAAAAUAAAUGUUGUUGUGUUGUGUAUAUAUACAGGUGUUUAAUGAAAUAAAGCAAAUCAUUAAAAUAUCAUAACUUCUUUAGCAAGAUUUGAUGUCUUUUUC
Lytechinus pictus (painted urchin) is the source of this 3628-nucleotide messenger RNA. RefSeq names its product solute carrier organic anion transporter family member 2A1-like. The coding region runs from base 205 to 2292 and encodes 695 amino acids. NCBI's taxonomy places the organism in Eukaryota, Metazoa, Echinodermata, Echinoidea, Temnopleuroida, Toxopneustidae. Gene Ontology annotation, cellular component: plasma membrane. The transcript is spliced from 12 exons. Gene Ontology annotation, molecular function: protein binding. The record is from RefSeq and is a predicted model, not a curated record. Gene Ontology annotation, biological process: transmembrane transport; sodium-independent organic anion transport.